Molecule: messenger RNA, 3394 nt
Organism: Bombina bombina (fire-bellied toad)
Lineage: Eukaryota; Metazoa; Chordata; Amphibia; Anura; Bombinatoridae
Gene: CCDC40
Product: coiled-coil domain containing 40
Exons: 20
Coding region: 372-3221 (949 amino acids)
Biological process (GO): heart looping; axoneme assembly; epithelial cilium movement involved in determination of left/right asymmetry
Cellular component (GO): cytoplasm; cilium
Source: RefSeq, a predicted model, not a curated record
UGGGACGCAGCGGUAGCACCUACCUGCCCUUCUCUCCGCUAUCCGUCCAGUAGCUCGGGAAUCCCAAGAGCACAGCUCAUAACCCACGGGACACUCAGCUCUCCGCCCCGUCCGGCCUGAUCACAGCCUGAGCCUGCCCAAGAUCUGAUGUACAGCUGUCUGAUAAUGAAGAGGAUCUACAGAUAUCAGACCAUGAGGAAGAUCUAUUGGAACACGCAGAGGGGGAAUCUGAAGGAGAGGAGUCUGCACAAGGGGCAGGCUCUCCAGACUCCAUCACUGGGACUGCAGAAGAACCAGAACCUGCUGGUUAUACUUCCCCUAAGAAAGCUAGUUCAACCAGAGAGACGCCUAUUUCUCCACAGCUAAGUGACAUGGUUAGCAGUAAUCAGAGUAUGCGUCCCACCUCUUCAAGGGCCAGCAGUCGGAGGUCCUUACAGACCCAAAGCAUGGAAAAUAUUGCAGCUUCAGGUGACACAGGAGUUGUGACCUCUUCCCCAUACUCAGCUCUCCAUCAGUUCAGCCAGCAGCUGGGUGACAGCGAUGAUGAGAAUCAAGAGCAAGAAGCCAGAUCAGAGGGGGGUGAUGGUGACUUUGAGGAAGAGUCAGAUCUGGUGGUGCUUGAUCCUGAUCAUCCUUUGAUGAACAGAUUCCAGACUGCUCUCAAGAACUACCUCAGCAAACAGUUAAACAAUCUGGAUAUGGAACUACGUGAAAUGAAUUCUUCCUUUAAAAAAAAUAAAACGGAACGAGAGGAACUUGGUGUGAUCCUGUAUGGAAUACAACAGGAACUUGCACGUUUGCAGAUGGGGCUGGAGAAACAUCAAGAUAAACACUCCCAGGUCUCUGUGGUGCGCCGGCAGAAAGAGGAGGAGCUGGAAAAAAUCCGAAAUUUGUACAAGAACACUCACCAGAUAACAAACGAAGAACGCAAGAAAGUAUCCUCUAUGCAGACAGAGGUGGAGAACUUGGCUUUAAGACUCUUCUAUAUGCAGAAUGUAAAUCAGGACGUGCGAUCAGACAUCUCUUUGAUGAAACGAGCAGUGCAGAAAGCAGAGGCUGAGAGAGUGCAGGCUGAAAUUGAGAAACAAAAACAGGAUAUGUUUGUGGAUCGACUUACGAGGGAGGCCGACCGUCUUCGCGAGCAAAUUGCUUUGUACGAAGCACAGGUUUCUGCUCAGCGUGAAGACACCAAGGCUGCUCGUGAAGUAGUGGCAGAGGCUUGCAUGGAGAUUGAGGCCAUUGGUCUAGAGAAGAAGCACCUACUUCAGCAGUGGAACAGCAGUCUGAUUGGCAUGAGGAGGCGGGAUGAAGCGUAUGCUGCUAUUCAAGAGGCCCUGAGUUUGGCCCAACAGGAACUUCGUUCUCUAGAUACUGAGAUUGAGAGCUAUAAGAAAGCUACCACAAAGGAAGAGGACAGAAAUGAACAGCUUACCCUUAUGUACAAUCGGGCAGAGAGUGAUGCUGCUAUGUGCAAGAAGCUGAUUGCUCAGUGCCAGGCCAGACAAGAAGCGCUGAGAGUUGAAUUUACUAUGUACACGCGCACCUUGCAGGAGACCGAGCAAGCACUUAGCAGGGUUACUAUGGAGCGUGCGGGUCGCUUGAGCGAGGUGAAAGUGCUACGCAAGCAGAUUGAAAAAGAGGCCCAGGUGAAAGUAGCCUUGGAAAAUAACAUCAUGGAGAAGCUUCAAGAUAAGUUGACAUCUGGUAAAGCUGCCAAGUACUCAGCUCAGCUGGCAGCAAAGCUGCAAAAGAGGAAGCUUGAACUGGAGAUAGACUACUCCAAGAUAGAGAAUGAGGCAGCCCAAUUUCAGCUGGAAGUAAAUAACAGCUCUUCUAGAAUUAAAGGUCUACAGAAGACAUUGGUGGAACUGGAAAAAGACAUUCAGAGCACCACUGAGCUGAUACACAGGAGUCAAGCUGAGAUCUCUAAACGUACCAUAGCAAUUGAAAGAAAGCAGUCAAGUAUCAAUCUAUUCAGCAAGCAGAUAGAGGCCACCAUCGCUCAAAUUGGGGGGAAGGAACUGGGACCCUUGGAGAUCCAAAUUACAGCUCUGAACAAGCAGAUAGAUGAAUGCAACUCGGAUAUUGUCUCAGUACAGCAGUUCUGGCUCCGGCUGCAGACGGAUAUGGUGAUGCUAACACGACAGCGCGAAGAGCAGGAUGCCACAGUGGAAAUGUUAAAGAAAGAGCUGACCAUUAUGCAGCAGAAGAAAAUCCGAACUGAGAAUGAGAUUGAGCAGGAGAAGAAAGAGCAAAAGGAUAUUGAGUAUCACAUGAGGAACCUGAAAAAUGACAUGUUGCGGCUGAAUAUUCUGCUGAGCAAAAACAUCAGCUCCAAAGAACAACUGGAACAGCACAACCAGCUAAUGGAGAGCGAGUUCAUGCACUCUCUUAGGGAGGCAGAGCGGGAGUCAAUUGGAAUGCAGCAGUUCCUGGGAAACAUCCAAGAGGAGAAGGAGAGACUCCUCCAUAGUCUUGUAGAGGCAGAAUAUCAGAUCAUGUUGUGGGAGAAGAAGAUCCAGUUAGCCAAAGAGAUGAGAAACGCAGUGGACUCGGAGGCUGGUCAGGGAGAAAUCCGAGCAAUGAAGUCUGAAAUCCACCGUAUGCAGGUCAGACAUGCACAGCUGAUUAAGCAGCAGGAAAAAAUGAUCCGUGAAAUGGAGGCAGUGGUGUCUCGCAGGGAGACCAUAACAACACGUGGACAGGGCCUGGCUGAGAAAGACAGAAACCAUCUAACUACUAAUGAAUUCCGUGGGAAGCUGCAGGAAUUGAGGAAAAAGAUAAAAGAAACACAAAAAAACGCAGAAGAAUGCACAAAUAUUGUAACUGACCUACAGAAAACUCAGCAUGAACUAGGUGAAGAAAUCGAAGAAAAACAGCAAAACAUCUCUACCUUAAAACUUGAUUCCAAUUCAAUGGAGACUGAAAUUGAGCGCCUUCAGGAGAAGAAGCGGCAGAACUUAUCCGAGAUUGUGGCCUAUCAGACACGGAUGAAGCACCUGCAGGCUGUGAAGGAUGGAAAAUACACACCCAUGUGUAGUACACCUCGAUCUCUGGAAUUGGAGCAGCAGAAACAAGAGACCCGUAUGCAUGCAGUCAGCACCAUAGUACAUCAGAUCCAGCAAGACUAUCCGCAAUAUCAGAGCAUCCUGCGCAAUGUCAGUCUAGCCUUGGAGGUGCGAUUGGGCUCUCAGGAAGCCAUGUCUGAAAGGACGCCAUGAUAAAUAACAACAGUCUCUACCUCAUAGUCUUCUCUUUCAAUAGCAGAUGCUUUGUUAUCAUAUUAAAAUGGAACCAUAGUGUGUCAGUGAUUAAACCAUAAAAGGAUACUAAACCCACAUUUUUUCUUUCAUGAUUUGGAUAGAGCAUGCAAUUUUAAGCAACUUUCUACUUU